AGGGGGCGGAGCUCGAUGGCAGCCGGUGAAGAACGAUUCAGGAAACGGAGGACAUUUGUGGCGAUUCUAGCAUUGUCAUAAGCUGCGGGAAUGAAUAUUCUUCCUAAGAAGUCGUGGCAUGUUCGCAACAAAGACAAUGUGGCUCGCGUACGCCGGGACGAAGCAGAGGCUGAAGUUCAGCGACAAAAGAGGGAGGCCCGAGUCCUAUUAGCUGAACAGGAGGCCCGGACUGAACUGUUACGGAAGAAAGCACGUCUGUCAGCUCCAGGAGGUGAUAAGAGUGGCUCAGACCUUAUUUCUUUGGAUUCAGAAAAGCCCUCAGGACAUCUUAACCUCUUUCAGGGGUUGCAAGAGGUCGGCAACAAAGAAUACGAGGAGGAGAAGAAGCAGGAAAAGGAACGAAAGGAAAAAGCUCUAGGUAUCCUGACUUACUUGGGCCAAAGUGCGGCAGAGUCUCAGACCUCUGCUCCCUGGUACCAGGAGCUGCCAGAUCGGAGCAAAGCCAUUGCCAAGGAUGAGAAACUUAAGGGAAGGCUGGACCCCCUGGCUGAGAUGGGGAAAUAUUUAUACAAGAAGAAGUCCUCUCAUAAAAAGGAAGAAAAGAAAGAAAAAGGAAAACCAAAGCACAAAGAAAGCAAAGGGAACCUAGCACUUAGGCCUCCAUCUUCUUCCACAUCAUGCUCUCUAGAACAGCUCCGCCAGGAGAGGUUGCAGCGUGAGCAGGCAGAACGAGCUCGAACGGAAUCUCUUCUUGCCCAGAGAUCUGGAAUGGGUCCACUCCGGGAGGAAGAAGAGGAAAUGGAUGAAAGGAAACGUGGCUACAAUUCACAGUUCAACCCUCAGCUGGCAAGAAAGAGAGUAGUGAGAGACAGUCGAAUUGAGUGGGUGUAAAGCAGGAAAUCUGGUUAGUCAAACCCAAUUCCUUCAGCUGAAAAUGUUCAGUGCAAAAUGCUUCAUAGAAUUCCUGGCCAAAAAUGUCUUUGUCAUAUAGCCUCUAGGACAGCUUUUACUCAAUUAUUAUCAGUCCUUGGAACACAAUAUUGAGCAGGAAAAUCAGCCAAGCAAUUAAUAAAUCUAUUUUUGCUGUUUGCCUUGAAUUGCCAGAAAAUAGAUAAAAGCUGGAUUGAUAAAGGAUACCAUUUCCUGAUCCAGUAACUUGCCUAAAUUUUUAUAGCUUUCCUGAAGGAAAAUAAAAAAGUUUUUAAAAGGCAUCACGUGGAUGAUUCUGAAUUUAAUUUUAAAAGUCAGAAGUAGCAGCAGCAGCAAACCCAUCUCACGCAGUAUGGAGAACUGAGGCAGUGCCAUGUACAUCUGUCUCAAAAUAUUAAUUUACUGCCCUAAGAGAUGGACCAAGGUAUUAAUUAAAAGCACCAAACCUGGGAUACACUGAGUUCUUCAAGAACGAAUGGUGGAAGAUCCUGGAGGGAUCAUUCUUCCGUUUUUUUGUACGUGGUCCAGUUAGUUAAGAAAAUUAGUAUUGCCAGUUUCCUGCUGUUGUAAUUCAGUGCUCGUCUUUGUAUGUGAUCUUCUGCCAUUAGGGAAAUGAGCACAAGAAUGAUUUUGGACCACUAUGAAGAUUUAUCCCUAUAAUAAGAGCAUUUUGUAAUGUUAUAUUCUCUAGAUCAGGGCUUUUCAACCUUUUCACCCAUUG
Protobothrops mucrosquamatus (brown spotted pit viper) is the source of this 1651-nucleotide messenger RNA. RefSeq names its product leukocyte receptor cluster member 1 (gene LENG1). The transcript has 4 exons. The record is from RefSeq and is a predicted model, not a curated record. The coding region runs from base 91 to 891 and encodes 266 amino acids. NCBI's taxonomy places the organism in Eukaryota, Metazoa, Chordata, Lepidosauria, Squamata, Viperidae.